GCUCUUAUAAGUAAGUACGUAACUUUUACUCUGAUUUUUUUUUUUAAAGUUUGAGAAGUAUUACAUUGUCAACAUGAAUUAGUUGCAGCAACUUUUAUUCUAGACAUUGCUUCACAAACUUGAACAUCUUCUCCUCCUCGUUUUUUCUUCCACCACUUACCAAGGCCAUUUUUGACAUAUUAUUAUUUGAUAGGAUUAACGUCAAAAGGAGACGUCACAAAAGCUAACUAAGAUCUCCUUGUUCCGACAAGUCACAACACAAACGAAAGCCUCUUCCAUAUUUCUAUAUAUAAACCAAAGAACACAGCACUUACCCUCAUUAACUAAGAUUUUGGCUUCACAAUUCUUCUCCAUAAUUUUUUACUCUUCCUCACAGAUUACAGAUUCAUAUAAUAGAUGCUAUUUCAAAAUGGGAAGAUCACCAUGUUGCGAUGAGAGCGGGCUAAAGAAAGGGCCAUGGACGCCUGAAGAAGAUGAGAAACUGAUAAAUCACAUACGAAAACACGGUCAUGGAAGCUGGAGAGCUCUUCCAAAGCAAGCCGGUCUAAAUCGGUGUGGGAAGAGUUGCAGACUGAGAUGGACUAAUUACUUGAGGCCAGACAUCAAAAGAGGAAACUUCGCUGCCGAGGAAGAACAAACCAUCAUCAACCUUCAUUCUCUUCUUGGAAACAAGUGGUCGUCAAUAGCUGGUCAUCUUCCUGGAAGAACGGACAACGAAAUAAAAAAUUACUGGAACACGCAUAUCAGAAAGAAACUUAUACAGAUGGGAAUUGAUCCGGUGACCCACAGGCCGAGGACCGACCAUCUAAACGUUCUAGCCGCUUUACCGCAGCUUCUAGCUGCCGCAAGUUUCAACAACCUCUUGACUCUAAAUCAAAAUAUACAACCGGAUGCAACAAGUGUUGCUAAAGCUCAAUGGUUACAUAGUAUGAUGCAAGUCCUCAACAGCAACAACACAUCUUCUUCCGUUGACAUUCAUCACACCAACUAUAAUAUCUUUGGCCAAUCUUCUUUCUUAGAGAACCGACCAAAUAUUAGUGAAAAUCUCUAUGAUCCAACCCAAAGCAUCUCUCGCAUUGAUCACCAGCCUCUAGAUUCGUUUUCUAGCCCGCUUGGAGUAUUUUCUCAUCAAGAUAAUGAAGAUAUGAUUCCUCCAUUGAUAUCCGCCUCUUCUGAUGGGUCUAAACAAACCCAAAUGAUGAUCAAGAACAAAGAGAUUUUGAAGCAUAAUGAGCACACUUCAAACCCUUCCUCGACCUUAACGUUCACGCAAGACCAUCAGCCAUGGUGUGACAUAAUUGACGAUGAAGCAAGUGAUUCUUAUUGGAAAGAUCUCAUAGAGCAAACUUGUUCGGAGCCUUGGCCAUUUCAUGAAUAGAGACGAAAGCAACACAAUAUUAGCAUUUUUUUCUGUGGAUAUUGAUAAUUAACUUUCAUACAAUUUGUGUUUUAAAUUUUCUUAAUUUUUCAACCAUGUAGCAUUUUUCAACUGAUUAUCAUACAUUUGUA
Brassica napus (rape) is the source of this 1509-nucleotide messenger RNA. Its product is annotated as transcription factor MYB93-like. The coding region runs from base 410 to 1378 and encodes 322 amino acids. The transcript is spliced from 4 exons. Lineage: Eukaryota; Viridiplantae; Streptophyta; Magnoliopsida; Brassicales; Brassicaceae. The record is from RefSeq and is a predicted model, not a curated record.